Messenger RNA from Ostrinia furnacalis (Asian corn borer), 447 nucleotides. RefSeq lists its product as uncharacterized. Gene Ontology annotation, biological process: plasma membrane organization. The coding region runs from base 1 to 447 and encodes 148 amino acids. Lineage: Eukaryota; Metazoa; Arthropoda; Insecta; Lepidoptera; Crambidae. The transcript has 4 exons. The record is from RefSeq and is a predicted model, not a curated record.
AUGUACAGCCGCUCCCCCGAUAGGCGGCGCCGGCAAAAAGCGGCGCGCGCGUCGUUCCGAGUCGAAAACGAACACAAUCAGGAAGCGAUGCCACAAUACUUUCAGAUAUUAGUGAAUGUGCUGGAAGCCCGAAAACUGGCGUGGUCGAAUCCACACUCGGCCAACUCAUACGUGGUUGUAGUCCUCGGUAAAAAGAAGUACCGAUCCAAUAUCAGAAGGAAUAUGGAUGAGCCAUAUUAUAAAGAGUCAUUCAUGUACGAGAUGUAUGCCAGUAUCCAGGACCUGCAAAGGUCUAGCUUGUGGCUGGCGGUCAUGGAGCCCAGAUGUUGUGCACCUUCGCGGCUGAUAGGCGAGGCUACGAUUGACUUGGGCACAAUAUGGGCUCAACCACGUGUCUAUUCACAAAUUAGACUCAUUGAGAACAUUGAACGCCUACACAUAAAAUAG